AUGCAAGUCCUGAGCAAGUGAAGAAGUGAAGCAGUGCUCGAGUCCAUGCUGCAUGAUGGCAUGGUGGUUCAGUGCCUCAAUUUGAGAAUCUCUGAAAUCUGGGCGCUGGAACUCGGGAGGGAAAACAGCAGCUUCAAAUCUAGUUUAGUGAGGACGGUCAUUUCUGCCAUCAAGCGCACUCUCUCUAUCCGAAGGGCGCUGGCGGCUGCCACCCAUUUGAAUUGCAAACCUCCGCAUGGCUGAUCCUCAUGCACCCAAAAACAUGGAAGAGCUGGCUGCAUCUGCAGCCAAGGUUGGCCCGGACCCGCAUACAGAUGCAGGUCGGGCUCCUAUGCCGAAUACCCCUGCCCCGGCUCUCAAUGCUGCGCUUGAGAGUCAUGUAGAGGGCAGCAGGUUGUCAGAGACUGAGAAGAAGACCUUAAGUCAGAUGCGAGCUGCAGUGAUUGAGCAGGGCGCGCUGGAAGAAGACUUUGACAACCCAUCGCUCGUGCGGUUUCUGAAAGCCCGUGAUUGGAAUGUGAAGAAGGCGUCGAAGCUGUUCAUGAAUCACUUGAAUUGGCGCCAGGAGUUUGUUCCUCAUGGUUACAUCCGAGACGAGGACAUUCCAAACGAGCUCGCGGCGGAAAAGCUAUACCUGCAAGGUUUUGACAAGCUAGGGCGGCCACUGUCGUUGACGAUGGUACGAAAGCACGAUGCUGCCAAAAGGAAUCUCGAAGAGUUUCAACGGUUGUUGGUCUACGGAUCUGAUAAAGCCAUUGCCAGAAUGCCCCCUGGAGUUGAGCAGUUUGUGGGGCUCCUCGACCUGACAGGCAUUGGCUACAAGAACAUGGACACUGGCGCUCUCCGCUUUCUCUUCGAUUUCCUUCAGGGAUUCUAUCCGGAGCGGCUGGGUUUCCUUAUCAUGCUGAACGCGCCGUCCGCUUUCGGCAUGGUGUGGAAAGUCGUGAGCCCCUUCAUCCAUCAAAAAACGCGAGACAAGCUCGUUUUCUGCAACCACAAGACCCUGGUCGAUAAAGUCGUGCCCAAGUACUUUGAAUUAGACCAGGUCCCGGUCGAGUAUGGGGGCACUGGUAAGUUGGUGCGCAUACAGGAUCAGAAGUUUCCGGGGUGGCCGCCGGAACUCCCAGCGUACGUGAAAAGAGCGCAAGCCAGCGGAAAAGGGCCGGAUAUUGAUUCACCAUUCGCGUAGAAGCAGUGAAUUGGACGCUGUUCUCCGACUGUGUGUACAGUACCGUCGCGUUCGCAUUGCAGAAGGACUAGCAGAUUCAAAUAGCUUCGGAGUCGCCCAAUCGCAACUUGUAAAGAGGUUGUUGCCGUAUAAGCACGCAAGCGUUUAGACAUAGGAUUUGCACGCAAACAAGCACAUACGUUGCCAGUAUCUCUAAGUAAAGCGGACGGUUGAGUACUGGAAUCGUCUGACCGACGGUGGCAAUUGUACAUAAGAGUAGCAUCUCUGAGUCGAAUCAUCAAGUUGCAUUUUUUGUACUUAAUGUUAACGAAGCUCAAUCGAGCAGCACUGCGCC
This is a messenger RNA of Klebsormidium nitens, 1523 nucleotides long. The record is from the annotation of a GenBank genome assembly. Lineage: Eukaryota; Viridiplantae; Streptophyta; Klebsormidiophyceae; Klebsormidiales; Klebsormidiaceae.